Messenger RNA from Terrapene triunguis (Three-toed box turtle), 2761 nucleotides. It is a transcript of the gene SLC3A2, whose product is annotated as solute carrier family 3 member 2. Gene Ontology annotation, biological process: amino acid transport; carbohydrate metabolic process. The record is from RefSeq and is a predicted model, not a curated record. The coding region runs from base 461 to 2083 and encodes 540 amino acids. The transcript is spliced from 9 exons. Lineage: Eukaryota; Metazoa; Chordata; Testudines; Emydidae.
GUCGGAGGCGGGUCGGGAUAUAUCAGUGCCGGCGGAGGCGGAGCGCCAGUCUCACAGUCAGAGGAAACAAGCAGGUCUGCUAGGUAUGAUCCGACGCGGUGGGCCGGGCGCGUGGGAACGGCGUGAUCUAGCGCCGCGCCCUAGGCGCAUGGGCUGGGUACCUACCAGCGCGCACAGGUCUGUGGGGAGGCGGCGAGCAGGGGGGCACGAGGUGAGAAGGCAACAUAGCUGCGGCUGAAUCCCGCGACUGGCCUAGGAAAGGGGGCUCAGGCAGGUGAGGGGGGAGUCUCUGUCUUUGGCGGAGAAAUUUCUCUGCCUGCUGGGAGGGCUGUGUGCCAAGGUCAGGGGAGCUUUGCUCAGGGGCCAGGUGGUGGAGAGUGCUCUGCCCGGGGCACAUGGCUCUGCCUCUCUCCCCUCACUGCAGGCCCUAGCGAUACCCGGUGGUAUCUAGCCAGGCAUCAUGAGCCAGGACGCAGAGGUGGACAUGAAGGAGGUGGAGUUGAACGAGAUGGAGCCCGAGAAGCAGCCCAUGACGGGCUCCCCCUCCUCGGGAUCCCCGGGCACCCUGGGCGAGAAGAACGGGAUGGUGAAGGUGAAGGUGCCCGAGGAGGAUGGCGAGGCGGAUGCUGGCACCAAGUUCACGGGGCUGUCCAAGGAGGAGCUGCUGCAGGUAGCGGGCACUCCAGGGUGGGUGCGCACCCGCUGGGCCCUGCUCAUCCUCUUCUGGCUGGGUUGGCUGGGCAUGCUGGCGGGGGCCAUCGUCAUCAUCAUCCAGGCUCCCCGCUGCAAGGAGCUGCCUCCCCAGGAGUGGUGGCACAAGGGGGGCAUUUACCGCAUCCAGGCACUGGAGGCCUUCCAGGACUCGGAUGCCGAUGGAAUCGGGGACUUAGCAGGGGUGGAGCAGCGCAUCGAUUACCUGAGCUCCCUGAAGGUGAAGGGGCUGGUAAUUGGGCCCAUACAUGUUAACACCCCUGACAACCUGGUCAGCUCGGACCUGCAGGAAGUGGACCCCCAGCUCGGCACCAAGGAGACCUUUGCCAAGCUGUUGGAGGCUGCCAAGAAGAAGAGUCUCAAGGUCAUCCUGGACCUGACCCCCAAUUACCGUGGACAGAUGCCCUGGUUCAGCCAGGAGACCCCCCGCAACAGUGAUUUCCAGUCUAAAAUGAAGGCUGCACUGGAGUUCUGGCUGGAGUUUGGCGUGGCAGGGAUCCAGAUGGAGGGAGUGGAGAAGCUCAAUGACUCCCAGCUUCUGGUGGAGUGGAAGAACCUCACCAGCCAGUACAGUUCUGAUGGCAAUGCCAGGGUGCUGAUCGCUGGGACAGGCCAACGAGAUUCCUGGCAGAUCUUCUCCUUGCUGAACGAGACCAGCGCUGACCUCCUGGUCAGCCCGUAUCUGAUGGGGCUGGGGGAAGAGCCCACUGGGGAGAAGGUGGAAAACGCGAUCAGAGAGUACAUCCAGGCUUCAGGAGAGAAGUGGCCCAGCUGGAGUGUGGGGGGCCCAAGGACAGGGCACAUGGCCUCUCUUGUGAAGGAGCGGUUGCUGCGGCUCUAUCACAUGCUACUUUUCACGCUGCCAGGGACACCCUUCACCAACUACGGGGAUGAAAUCGGGCUGCAGGAGCAGCCAGGACAGUCCGGCGUACCCCACAUGCAGUGGAAUGAUUCGGCCAACUUUGGCUUCUCCUCAAAGUCAUUGCCUCAAGGUGGGGGCAGCAGCAGCAGCAACAUCACUGUGAAGGCACAGAGUGAGGACCGCUCCUCACUGCUCUCCUUGUUCCGGCACCUGAGCGAGCUGCGGGGCAAGGAGCGCUCGCUGUUGCAUGGGGAAUUCAUGAUGCUGCCCAUGCUGGUGCCGGAUGUCUGUGUCUACCUGCGCAGCUGGGACCAGAACAAACGCUUCCUGGUGGUCCUCAACUUAGCUGGCACCCGCAGCUCUGUCCCCAUCUCCCACUCUCUCCUGCCUUCUGAGGCCACUGUGGAGCUCAGCACUGACCCCCAGCGCCAGGAGGGGCAGCUGGCCCUGCAGAACCUGACAUUGGAGCCCUCUGAGGGGUUGCUGCUGCAUUUCCCCUAUGUAGCCUAGGGGAGGAGGCCUCCCCUGCGGGCCAGGGCCUUCCGUGUUCCAGGGAGGGGUUUUAUUCAUGUGAGUCCUACUAACACCCCCAGGGGCAGCACUGAGGCCUUGGGGCAGGAGGAGGGAGCUGCAGCCAUAAGGUAAAGAAGGCCCCUAGGUUCUGCUCUCCCGAGUCCUGGAUGUCUGUCCUGAUACAGCCCACAGGGCUGGCGGGGGGGGUGGGGUGGGGAGCUGGUGCUCAGUGUGCCCCAAUUCCUGCUAGCCUCACUUUGGCACCAUCCUCAGGGAUGCUAUGGGAGCUCUGAGCUGGGGUGAGGACUGGGCUCUGACAUCUGUUUCCCCAUGGUGGGGCAGCAACUAGAUUUAGGGACCAAAGGCUUCAGGCCCCACUGGCUGCAGCUUCACCCUCCCCCAAAGUCAUUCCAGCUCCUGAGGGGCUGGCCCUGCCCUGCUGUCAUCCCCCCACUUGGGGUCACCCCCUCCUUUGGGAUAGGUGGGGAUGACUGAUCAGGACCAACAGUCUGUCUCUGUCUCUCCUCCUCUUCCUCUCUCCCCCCCCUCCCCAUGGCCAGUGCUGUGUGUGAAGUGGGGCUGAUGUUUGGGUGGGGGGAUGGAUGGCUUUGUGCUGGGCUCCUUCUGAGUGCUGCUGGGAUCAGCAUGGAAAUAAUAAAAGGCUCUGCUUAGUGA